AUGCUCCGCUGCGACGACCCAACCUGCACCUGCCAACCAGCCCCUCCCAAACCCAACCGCCAAAUCCAACUAACCCUCCACGACGCCUCCACCUCCAAAACAAUCGCAAUCCACCACGCCGACGCAGACCUCGAUAUCACUUUUGACAUUAUCAAUAAGAGGCUCGUUCUGCAGGAGACUAUCUAUCGUGUUCUUUCUAAUACGCCUUCUUCUACUUGUGGUGGCAAUGGUGGUGGGAAAGAGAUCAAUACUUCGCGGACUCCGCUUCCGAAAAGGCCUGUUUCGUGGACGUUUACUAUGAAUUUCCCGAUAUCUACUACCAGCAACACCAAGAACGGCACCAAGGGCAACACUAAGAGCAAAAUCAAGAAUAAGAACAAGAACAAGAGCAGCAACAACAGCAGCGGCGGCACCACCCUCCACUUCGCCAACCUCAUCGGUCUAAACGACAACUCCCUCCUCCUAACCCUAACCCUCCAGACCACCCCAUCUUCAGGAGAAACAGGAACAGGAGGAAAAGUCCCAAAAGUCCACACCAAAGAACGCAUCAACAACUUCAACACAACGCUCGAAAAAAGCAACCUCCAAGAGGGCCUGUACCUCCCUCUUCUGCAUGCUGCCCAACAACACCACCAGCAUCAGCAUCAGCACCAGCAGAAAGAGUCCAAGGGAAGAAAAGUACAAAUGCAGAUAAUGCUCCCCGCAGAAAGACUCCACAGCUGGCGAACAGUCGCUCUCAUCGUGAGAACCUUCCGCAGGGUCUCCGCCGAGCAGUGGUGUCAGCUGAUACAUCUGAAGCCGGAGCCUAGGCCGCCUGGGCUGGGCGGGUUGGAUUGGAGGGGAGUGGAGGAUUUGGUUUUGGCUUCUUCUGUUUCUUCUGGUUCUUCUUCUUCUCUAAGUGGGGAUUGGGGUGGGGAGGGAGAUCGGGAUGGAAGAAAGGAGAAGAUGACUACGAGGAAGAAAAAGAAGGAACCUAACAAGAAGAAGAAGAAGACCGUGGAGAAGAAGGCAGAGAAGAAGAAAAUACCAUGGGGAGAGCAAAAGAAAGAAGAACGUCUUCCAGAAGACGUAGAUGAUCCUGUCAUUGGUGUCGGCGAUUACAUUAUCUUUCGGGAGCUGUAUACUUGGUGA
This is a messenger RNA of Aspergillus campestris IBT 28561, 1131 nucleotides long. RefSeq lists its product as uncharacterized. Lineage: Eukaryota; Fungi; Ascomycota; Eurotiomycetes; Eurotiales; Aspergillaceae. Bases 1 to 1131 code for a protein of 376 amino acids. The transcript is spliced from 2 exons. The record is from RefSeq and is a predicted model, not a curated record.